AUGGCUAAAGACCGCGUCCAGAAAGGAUUACGUGCAGCUCCAUCCACAGCAGACACGGGCGUCCCCACAGUCAUGGCAUCGGUUGCACACUUGUCAUUCGUCGGGUUGCUCCUGUGCCUUUGCCUGAGGAGCGCUCCAGCCCGCAGCCCGCGCACGGCAGACCAGGUGUCCGAGGCCGACAUCCAGCGCCUCCUUCACGGCGUCAUGGAGCAGCUGGGCAUCGCUCGUCCCCGCGUGGAGUACCCGGCUCACCAGGCCACCAACAUCGUGGGCCCCCAGAGCAUCCAGGGGGGAGCACACGAGGGUCUGCAGCAUCUCGGGCCUUUUGGAAACAUCCCCAACAUUGUGGCUGAGCUGACCGGCGACAACGUGCCCAAAGACCAGAGCGAUGACCACAGCUAUCCGGAGCCUCCCAACCCCUGUCCGCUUGGAAAGACCGCUGCAGAUGGAUGUUUGGAGAAUGCUCCAGACACGGCGGAGUUCAGCAGAGAUUUCCAGAAGCACCAGCACCUGUUCGACCCAGAGCACGACUACUCCGCCCUCGCAAAAUGGAAUAAGGGGCGCCUGUACCAGAAGCUGAAGGGGGCGCCCAAGAGAAGAAAGAGGAGCGUGAACCCUUACCUGCAAGGCCAAAGACUGGACAACGUUGUUGCAAAGAAGUCCGUCCCACACUUCUACGAGGACCAGGAGAACUCCACAACCGAUUCUACUGUCGUUAUAACGGCAACCUAA
This is a messenger RNA of Knipowitschia caucasica, 732 nucleotides long. The record is from the annotation of a GenBank genome assembly. Lineage: Eukaryota; Metazoa; Chordata; Actinopteri; Gobiiformes; Gobiidae.